Molecule: messenger RNA, 4735 nt
Organism: Mangifera indica (mango)
Lineage: Eukaryota; Viridiplantae; Streptophyta; Magnoliopsida; Sapindales; Anacardiaceae
Exons: 16
Coding region: 157-4143 (1328 amino acids)
Source: RefSeq, a predicted model, not a curated record
GGGGUAAAAAUGGACUAAAACAACUAUUCCCGUUCCGUUCAAUUCAAAUUCCCACACAAACACUUUCCCGCAAUUAGAACGAGGUUCAGAAUUCAAAAACCCUAAGAUUCAAAAUCCUUCACAAAUUUCAUAUUUUCUCCAAAUCACAUCUAGCUCAUGGCCUCAAAAGAUGAAGAACCUUUCAAUACCGAGACUGACGAAGAAACCAUCGCUUUGAGGAAGAAACGGUUGCGACGUGUGAGUUUUGCCGACCGAGAAAUCACUUCGGUUCACAUAUUCAACCGAGAUGAGGACUAUGAACAGGAGUCCGCAGCGGAACCGAGCUCUGUGGACGAAGACAACAUGGUUCUUGGCUUUUUCAGAGACUUAGCAGCAGAUAGCGACGACUCCAGGGAAAUGUCACCUGAGGGCGAUGACGACGAAGAGACCGCUUCGAGCAAAUCAUUUUUAAGGCCAAUUGAGACGCCUUCUCCUGGAAGUAGUAUCAUUGGCUCAGCUACUUCUAAUGACGAAAACAACUUUUUUGGUCCUGUAUCAGCCAGAUUUAUUAGACCUGGCCGGUUGUCUGAUUCUGCUGCUUCAGAUGAUAACCAUGAUAUCACAAUGGAUUCAACGGCAUUUUCAAUGCAUUACCGUAGUCUUGUUAGGUCAGAGUCAGGAGACAUCAAGAUGCCAGCAGAGAGUUGUUCUGCCUUUGAAGAGAAAACACCUUCCCAGGUUGGCACUCCAUCUGAUUCAGGAAGUUUCAUGGUACUAACAAAAGCCAAGAAGCCCAUAAGCCUGACAUCAUCACCUGUUGGUAAAGUUGGUGUCAGUAGAGAUUCAAAUGAUAUGACUCUUGUGGGAGAGAACCCACAUAGGUAUGAUUAUGGGAGACUAUCUCCUACAUUAGAAGCUCUUUUAGCAGAAGGUAGUCAGGAUAUCCAUGCUGUUCCUAUCAUUGAUGCAAAGUCAUCAGAGAGGAAUGAGGUUUCCAUUUUUAAUGAGAAUGGAAGUGUCAUGAUGAGUAUAAAGGAUGACAGAGAUACAGAUAUGUGCAACGUUGGCCCUGAUAAUAUUUCACAAGAGAGGAUUUCUGUGGCUCAUUUUCAGUUUGGUGAGGUAAAUGGUGGUACUACAUCCACUCAUAGGGAUCAGAUUACCUCUAAUUCCUUGUCACAUGUAACUGAUGAUCCAACUACUGAUGCCUUUUUUAAUCACCAAGUCCAAACCCCUAAUCAGCUUGAUAAAGUAAACAAAGUGGUUAUUAAAGCCGUGACUGGGACAAACAAUGUUGAGUUCCCUACAAUAAGUAGUGGCACCCCACCAGGUGUAAGUCUGAAGAGUAAUGAUUGUCUGUCUAGUUUGUUCUCACAACCUGAACCUGCAGAUUUAUUUUCCACUGAAGACUCACAAAAAGAAAAAUCUUCAAAAGCUGCACAGGAAAAUUCCCAUAUUGAUGAGCCUCUUGAUCAGCAACUGGAAUCUCCUUUAGUGGGAUCUAUAACCAUGUUAUCUGCUAAACGGAAGCAAAUACUUCUGGAGGCUAAUAAUGUAUCUAGACAUUCACUAUGUAUGACUCCUUCCCCAAAACUGCCUGGUUCAUUGUUGAGGAAGGAAAACAUAAGAUUAGGUGAGAGUGUUUCAUCUCUUCUGAAAAGCAUUUCUAAGUUCAAGCUUAUUGAGUCCUCUCUACACACAUCUACUCUUAGCGAUGGAAUUGAAAAAUCAGAACAGAAGUUAUCAGAGUACCUUUCUGCAACUUCUCCCUUCCAUAAUGUUGUGGAAGAAACCAGCAGUGAUAUCCCACACCAACUUGUGGACGCUCCCAUUACUAAUUUAGAGAAGCUAUUUAGUGGUGAUAGGAAGAAUGGAGAACUCAAAAAUGAUAUCAACAUGUGUAGAGAUUGUAAUGAAACACCAAAGUACUUUGAUAACUUGAACCAAAAUCAAGAGAACAUGAUCUCCGGAAAAGAUGGAGAACCCCUGGAUCAUCCGUCUGAUAGCAUUUCUCAUGAAGUUAAACUUACAGAGAUGUUGGCAGGCAUGCCUUCAUAUUCGCAGUCUACAACAUCAGGGAAUAAAGUGAUGCAUCAGCACUUGGAGGCAAAAAAUGCCAUGAAGGUCAUGUCAGACAUUAGUGGAUGUGAAUCCUCCUCAUUGGAGGUCACACUUGAUCAUAAAAAAGAUCAGAAGCCAACCAAUGAUUGUAUUAAGAAUGUUUCUCCUCUAUUGAAGAGGUUAGACCGGAAGUUGCCACCAGCAGAACAAGGCAAUCUCUCUGGUGAUCUGAAGCAGCAAGUUCAGCCCCUAGGAAAUGUUGUCAUUGUUUCUGGACCAGAAGGAAGUUCAACGGAAUAUGCUACAACUAGAAGCCGUUUGACUGAAAUGGCUAAUAACUUGGACUCCUUUAGUUCACCCCUUAAUGAGGUUAACCUUAUCAAAGAAUUUACAUCAGUAAAGAGAGAGGAUGACAGAAAAAUCCUUCCAUCUGCUUUACAACAUGUUUCAGAAACUGUGAGGAACCUGCAAACCCCUUCAAGGGAUACAGGUUUGCCGAAAUAUCAUCCAGUAAGCAAGAAUUGCCAAAUUGCAAAUGACACAAUCCGGACAGUAGAGGAACCUCCUCAAGGAGGUCAUGAGCAUGCUUCUCAACUUGUUGAGAGAAAUCUGAAUGAGAAGUUUCAGCUGCUAGAUUUUGAGAAUUCUUCCGGACGGAAAAGAAGAAGUGAAGAAAUAGUUCUUGGAAAUGCAGAUAAUGCUUGUGAAAUCAAUUGGAUGCAGAGAAGGCCAAAAGUUCAUAAAAGUAGAGGUAACAAUUUGGAUUUAAAGCUGGAACAUUCUAAUAGAAAUGAUACUGGAAAUGAGAAGAUUGGAGUUGACACAAUCUUGAAGCUCUGGGCUGAUAUUUCACACAAAUUCUCAACAGAAACAAACCAAAUCCUUUCUCCAUUGAUUGAUAAACUCACUAUAAGAGCUAUAGAUGAGUUUGAAGAUAUUUUGGUUCACCUUCAGAAGGUUAAUAAAUAUGGGGUGCUUUGUUCAGAAAUACUUUCUCAGAAAAUACAUGAUCAGUCUGGAAAUAUUAGGCAUAAAAGAGUGGGUGAAGCAAGAUUAUUGCUUCAUAAAAUAGUAUACGAGAAGGCAAAGCUGCAGAUAUUGCAUGUGAAACAUGAAAAACUGCUGAAAAGUGCACAGCUAUUAAGCUCAGGAAUGCAGAAGUUUCACACUUUGAAGUUGAACUAUGUCAGAUAUUUGUCUGCGUCUGGUAAAAGGGAAAGUGUUAAUGAUAAGCUUCGAUAUUCCUCUUCUGCAAAUUUUGUAGACAAACAUGGGGUUGUUGCCAACAAAGUUAUCACAAGGAAACAGGAGGCCGGUGCUGUGGAUUGGAAAAUAAAGAAUUUAGUUAAAUCCUUGAACACUUAUUGUAAGACUAAAGGUGAUCUAAGCUGUGCUGACAUUAUUCCAUUACUUAAUGAUCAUCUUAAGAAGAGAGCGCUUUGCAGAUAUGUACGCCAGGAUCUGCUGAUGUGGGAAAUUGAUGAUUUGGAAAGAACACAUGGUCACAACAAUCUUGUCCUCAAUUACCAUGGCUUCAUCUGCCAGAGGUUCACAAUAAUUGCUGGUCCAGUUUCAAGUAUGGUAGUCUCAAACAAAGUGAAUGACAUAAAUAUUGAGAAGAACUUUCCAAACAUGGACGCCUGUGGAGCAUUUGCAUUUGUGUUUAAUGCUGAGUCCAGCAAGAGAAUGGUUGGUUCUAAGAAUUUGGUGAAAGAAACACAAAAAACCAGUUCACUUUUAUGUAAUCUUCUAGCAGUGGUUGAGGAGUUACAGCUAGCAAGGAUAGAGAUUAGAAAUUUGACACAGACAAGCUUUAACUCUCCAUCUGUUGAGCAGCUUGAUUUGCACCUUUGUUUCAUUGAUUUGAAUAGCGGUGCAAAAGUGACAGUGAUUCUUGAUAUGACUUGCUUGAGUCGUGGGAUUUAUCCUUCCGAGAUUCUCCCUUAUCAGCUGCAGUUCCCCUCCACUAAGAUUCUAAAUUCCCUGCCUGAGUUCCUGUCUGCUGAAAUAAAUGCUGCAAUUCCUAAUAUUACAAAUGGUUACUCGAGGAUUAUUAGAUUGUGCAGGCGUAUUUCUGAGGUGAUUCAAUCUUCAAGGGGGUGAUUAUAGACUGUUUAGAACUUGGUGAGAGUUGUACUUUUUUUUUUUUCCUUUUUUGUAUCAUAACAGUGAUUAAUCCACUCCUGCAAUUCUACCUAACGACAAUCUACCUGGAGAGUGAAUUAGGAGCAUAAUUUCGUUGAUCGCUCUUAGCUUUUGCCAAUGCAUUUAGUAUGUAGAUCAUUUGGCUUGUUUUUAGAUCUGAAGUGUAGAAUUGUGAGCUGUAUUCCUACUAAUGGAGUUGGCACGUAAAUAAUGGAAGACUGUCAGCUUGUGUCCGACCUUUUUUAAACUCCAGCAAGAAGCAAGCAAAGUCAGACAUUUUCGCUAAAAAGGUAUGACAUUAGUUGCUUUCGAAGUCAGGUCAGCAAUUGGGUAAGUCUGUCUUUGACAUUGGUGAUGGAGUGAAAAAUAAUUAGAUUGAGUUGUUAAAGUGUCUCCGUCAUAGUCGUGUUUUGAAUUGUAAAUAUAAGGACCACUAGGGGUGUGUGUGUGCGCGUGUGUGAUGAUGGAUGGACCGUUAGAUUAUAAAAUGUAUGAUGUUAUAUGUUUUUUUUCUCGGAAAUUGAAUUCCCUUGAAUUCAUAUUGUUCAUA